CUGAGCAGACGCAGACUGCCACUUGGUGAAAAGUGGCAAAAGACAAAGGACGCAACUGCUCUCUGAGAAGGAACAGAGUCCGAUUUCACUCCCCGGAGCAGUGGGCGACGUUUGGGUUUGCCACGGCAGCGACUUGGUCUUGGACAUCUUUGCUCAGGCAUCGGCCCUUUUACAGUGGAUGUUUGGCAGCCUGGUGAUGGACGAAAAAGCCCAACUGUAAGCAGGAAGCAGCACGCAGGAUGAAGGAAGUCACCAUCAUCUCUGAGGUGGAGGUGUAAUCCAUCUCUUCUUCCGUGAUCCCAUGCUCUGCCGAUGUCCCCAUUCCCGAUUUAAACCCUCACGUCCCCUUCGAUCAUCCACAAACACAAAAGAUCCUCUCUUCCAAAGCGGCUGAGAGGUUACCAUGGCGAUGGUUGUCAUGAUACAGAUGUAGCUUCCUGAAGACGGUGACAAAGAACCCGGGAUGGGCAGCACUCCGUAUCCAGGCGGAGAGUGGAAGGGGAAGGGCAAAGGAAGCCUGCAGGAGUUGGGCUGCAUGCCUUGGAAGGUCAGCAAGCAGAAAGCCGGAGUUGGAGGGGAGGCGGUGAGAGCAGAAGAGCGAAGGUGCAGGGAUCCGCAGCAGGAGCUUUCGUCCUCCUCUUCCUCGCUCACGGCGCCGCAACUUCCUCAAGCGUCGCUGACGCGUCCGGCUAUUUACCACGAGAAGCAGCGGCGGGAGCUGUGCGCCCUGCACGCGCUCAAUAACGUCUUCCAGGAUGGCUCGGCCUUCAGUAGGGACACCUUGCAGGAGAUCUACCAGAGGCUUUCUCCCAGCACUCUGGUGACGCCUCAUAAGAAGAGCAUGCUGGGAAACGGGAACUACGACGUAAAUGUCAUCAUGGCCGCCUUGCAGACAAGAGGCUUUGAGGCAGUUUGGUGGGAUAAAAGAAGGGACGUCGGCAGCAUCGAGCUGUCCAACGUGACCGGCUUCAUUCUCAACGUUCCGUCCAAUCUUCGCUGGGGACCUCUGCAGCUGCCACUCAAACGUCAACACUGGAUCGGCGUGAGAGAAGUUGCGGGAGUCUACUACAACCUGGACUCCAAGCUCCGGGGCCCUCAACCGAUCGGUAGUCCAGAUGAGCUCAGGAAGUUCCUGCGCCAGCAGCUCCGAGGGAAGAGCUGUGAACUUCUCUUAGUCGUGUCGGAGGAAGUGGAGGCGCAACAAACAUGGCGCUCUGACAGCUGAGGACUGAAACAGCCAAUCACAGCCUGCGGUUGAGAUUAAUUUAAUUAAUGCACACAGCCAAUUGCAUACUGGUGGAAUUUUUUUUUUUUUUUAGGGGGGGGGGGGGGUUACACGAUAAUGGCUGGAUUCUCUUGAUUGGAUGCAAAAGCAAUGAAGGAAGCAAACACUUUUCCAGGGAAGAAUAAUGAGUUAUUUACUUCAAAGAAGAUUAUUAUUCAAUUUCUGCUAUUCUUGUGUUUUUAUACGACAUAUCCGGACUAUUUUUCAGUCACUUGUGAUCUGCUGGUUUUAAUGUUUUUUGUCCUUUUUACUGUUCAAGUCUCCAAAGUUCUGGGAGUACACUUGAAUUUGGUUUUGUGUUUUUUCGUCUCUCCUUUAACGGAGGGAAUAGUUAAUUUGCCGUUCCUUCACUUUCACCAAAGCGUGCCCUUCUUCACUUUGUUGCGACGGCGUCUCCACUCCUUCUUGUUUUUGUCUUAUCUUAUCAGAGGUCACUUUUUGUGUUACAUCCACUUCUUGGACACCACAGGCACAGAAGUGAGAGCCUUUACUGUACAGUCUUGCAGACUCAGCAGUUUACUUUGGCAACGCAGCAAUGCAAAUAGUCCCUCUAGUGGAUGUUUGUGGUAGUUGCUGCAGCUUUUUUUUUUUUUUUUUUUUUACUUCUAUCCUGUAGUAGUGGUCAAAGAAAUACUGUAUUGCUACAGUGACCAAUAGGGCCAAAUGCACAGCAAUGUCCAAAUGAUCCAAAACAAAAAAAAAUACAUUCAUAACAUGAAAAUGCUGCAAAUUAAUAAUACUACAAUGACAGGGUCAGAAGCAGAUGCAAAAAAAAUAACGCCCAAAAGAACUGCAUGAGUGAAAUGUUGCAGGUUCACAGAAAAAAAGCGGAAAUCAGCCAAGCACUAGAUAUGUAAUAUUUAACAGUAUUACAGAGUAAGCCGUUUUUAUGACGCAAAGAUUGUCUUUAGAGAUGGAGAUCCAUCAUGUCUGGUGUCCCCGUUUUGGUGUGUGAACUUGCAUCUUUUGCAAUUAUUUGUCAUACGCAGGAUUUUCCUGUCGCAUUUGUUGUUGUGCUGUUGGUCUGCGAUGAUUUGGACGUUGCUGCCUGCUGCUACAGUUUAUAGCAUCAUAAUAUCACAUCAUUUCACCAAACAACGACCAUAUUGCACACUUCAUUUUCAUGCACAAAACAAUCGCAGUGUAAAGUGUAUAAUAAUAAGCUAUCUUUUUUUUUUUUUUUGUAAUAGCAGCGUAUCAAAUGAGUUUGAGUUGUUCGUAGUUUCAGUGAGUUCACCCUUCAGCGGUGUUCAACUCUUCAGGCAGAGAAUAAAAAGCCAAUUUAUCUUCAUCAGGUGGCUCCAAAUCGACCUUUUCGACCCGAAAUCACAGUGUUUGGUGUUUUUUUAAUGUAUUUUCUCGGUUAUCCAUGAUGUUAAAACAGUAAAGUUAGAUGUAUCUAUCAUUGCACAGAUAGGACACUUGCAAUUGUGUUUUACAUCAUGAAUGUAGUGCUCAAUUAUACAGUACAUACUAAGAUUACAGUAUCUGAACAUUUGCACAAUGUAUGAUAUCCAUGCCUUUUCCCAGACUGACGCUCGGUUUUGACACGGAGAGGUUUUUCUAACAUUUCGUGAGAGAAUGAACAUGUUAGAAACCUCUCCCAGUAGGCCUGUGAUGCAGUAAUGAAAUAUUCAUAGCAAAUGUACUUUUAAAGUUUACAGUGCGGACGUCAUGGCAUUGUGCAAGUGAUCAUGUCGACAUUAAUUGCAUAUGACAAUGUAUAAAGAAAUGUCUUCAUACUUUUAAGCAGUCAAAAGUGACAUAAUUAGCAGAUAAGACUCGGAUCGGAAGUGCAUUUUUUCCGUACUACACACCGUUUUCACCAAACAGUUCAUUAAAGUAACCAUUGCAGCAGUCACCUGUAGCGCUAUCGAACCUGCACACAACGUUUGGGGGGGUUUGUCAUGUUCAACUAUAGUGAGGGUUGUCACGUGCAGAGGUGGUUGUGAUGGAAGCAAACAAAAAAAGAAAGUGGAUUUAGUGGGCUCGUGUGGUUGUAUUGUGAAAUUAGCCUUAUGAGAGAUUCAAUGUUGUAGCUCUUGAGAUGUAUCCGCUGUUUCUAUUUACAUGUGUUGUCUUCUUUGUGACAAUACCGGCCUUAAAUUGUUUACAUGAAAAGGUGCGUGGGCACUUUCACACGUGUAUUCCAAAGCACUAAUGUAGACGAGCAGUCCAUUAAAGAUGUCUUCACUGAUUUGGUUAU
Molecule: messenger RNA, 3491 nt
Organism: Doryrhamphus excisus (bluestripe pipefish)
Lineage: Eukaryota; Metazoa; Chordata; Actinopteri; Syngnathiformes; Syngnathidae
Gene: josd1
Product: Josephin domain containing 1
Biological process (GO): protein deubiquitination
Molecular function (GO): cysteine-type deubiquitinase activity
Source: RefSeq, a predicted model, not a curated record